Molecule: messenger RNA, 774 nt
Organism: Dendrobium catenatum
Lineage: Eukaryota; Viridiplantae; Streptophyta; Magnoliopsida; Asparagales; Orchidaceae
Exons: 2
Coding region: 1-774 (257 amino acids)
Source: RefSeq, a predicted model, not a curated record
AUGCCUACUAUUCGCAUCCUUCUCACCAUUGCCGUCACUCGACAAUGGUCAAUUCUGCAGCUCGAUGUCUCCAACGCUUUUCUCCAUGGUGAUCUUGCCGAAGAAUUCUAUAUGCGGCAACCUCCAGGCUUUGAGGACACCGCCUUUCCCUCAUCCGUCUGCAAACUCAACAAAUCUCUAUACGGUCUCAAGCAAGCUCCCCGGCAAUGGUUUGAGAAAUUAACCGGCAAUGAUCAAGUGGCUAUUCAAAGCCUCCUCACCAAACUCAAGUCGCAAUUCGCCCUUCGUCAGCUCGGACACAUUUCCCUUUUCCUCGGGAUUCAAGUGAUCCGGCGGCCCUCCGGACUGUUCCUAACACAACAACACUAUGCACAAAAACUUCUCGACGACUCGGGUUUCGCGGAUUGCAAACCGACCAGCACGCCUACUUCACCAAAGACGCCCGCUACCGAGGCCAACACUCAGAUGUUCGACAAUCCUUCCCUCUAUCGUCGACUCGCCGGCUCGCUCCAAUAUCUUUCCAUCACUCGUCCCGAUAUCGCCUUCGCCACUAACCAGAUUUGUCAACAUAUGCACAAGCCUACAAUUGCAGAUUUUCAAUCUCUCAAGCGACUCUUGCGGUAUAUUAAAGGCACCAUCAGCUUCGGUUUGCCCAUCACUCCCGGAGACCUGACCAUUCAGACAUUUACGGAUGCGGACUGGGCAUCUGAUGCAUCCGAUCGGAAGUCUAUUUCCGGAUACUGCAUCUUCUUGGGACCGAACUUGAUCUCCUAG